This is a messenger RNA of Postia placenta MAD-698-R-SB12, 465 nucleotides long. RefSeq lists its product as hypothetical. The annotation marks the transcript as partial. NCBI's taxonomy places the organism in Eukaryota, Fungi, Basidiomycota, Agaricomycetes, Polyporales, Adustoporiaceae. The transcript has 2 exons. The record is from RefSeq and is a predicted model, not a curated record.
AUCACCUGCAGCUUGAAGACACAUACAGCCUCUCACUUCUACUCUCUCAUACUUCAAUCUCUCAGUGUUCGCGACCACAGGACUGCACUCAUACAAAUCUGCUCCCAAAGAGAAGCUGUUCACACUGUCAGCAGGUUGUCACCAGUCAUGAAGGAUAUCAUCCCAAUCGUUGUCUCUGCCGAGCACUGGAUCCUAACUGACCAACUCAUUUGCAUCACCAAACCCUUGGUUGACGUGAUUGGUGAUAUUGAAUCACAGGAUGCAACUCUUGCUGAUUGCAUGCUUCCUGAGUUUGCUGCACACACUCAACUCACCCUCAAUCGUGAAUUUCAUGCUAUAAAUACUGAUAUUUAUUGGCUUGGCCUCUUCCUUCAUCCACUCUGCCAGAAACUUGCCAUUUUUUCUGCUGCCCACUUAUGCAAAUUGGUUGACACCAUCAGAAUCUUGCUUGACAUUAUGUUGUGA